Molecule: messenger RNA, 2358 nt
Organism: Trypanosoma theileri
Lineage: Eukaryota; Euglenozoa; Kinetoplastea; Trypanosomatida; Trypanosomatidae
Product: surface protease GP63
Exons: 1
Coding region: 1-2358 (785 amino acids)
Biological process (GO): proteolysis; cell adhesion
Cellular component (GO): cytoplasm; membrane
Molecular function (GO): metalloendopeptidase activity
Source: RefSeq, a predicted model, not a curated record
AUGCAGCGUCUCUUCUUGUUUGCUCCGUUGCUCCUUCUGUACUGCACCCUUGUCACUCUUGCUGUGACAGAGCACCACCGCUGUGUGUUUGACAGAGUGUCUGUCAAACUUGGAACUUCUUACGAUCUAAGUAAACAGGAGAAGGCUCGUGAUCCAGUGAGUGGAUCGUUGCAAACUUGGAGUACCGAAGCUCCUUCAAAGAGAGAAGAACCUCAGGAAGGAUGGGAACCGAUUCGCAUUAAACUUGUAUUUGAUAAUUUGAAGAUGGCUGGACAUGAUUGUUCUGAAAAUGUUAAUAAGAAUCCGAUAAAAACCUUAUUGAACACUGAAUUUAAUUGCACCGAUCAUGAUAUCUUGACAGAAGAGAAAAAGAAUAUUCUUGUUAACGAGAUUCUUCCUGAGGCAAUUAAUCUGCACAAGGAACGCCUUUUGGUUAAACCUUUGAAGGGUCCUAUUGUUGUGCCGGAGUUCUCUGAUCCUCAAGGUCUUUGCUCCAAGUUCAUACCGAAAGAUCAUAAAACCAGGAGUGUUUCCGGUUAUGACAUGGUGCUGUACGUUGCUGCUACACCAACAACUGAUGGAGCAUUCGCGUGGGCGGCAACAUGUGCCAAAUUGGAUUCUGAUGGUCGUCCAGUUAUUGGGAUCAUUAAUUACGGUCCACGGUAUAUUGUGGCCACACCACAGCGUGUCCGCGUUGCUGCUCAUGAGAUUGCCCAUGCACUUGGCUUCAAUUUCGAGCUGAUGAAGAUGGAUAGGUUGGUGGGUGAGGAUGAUCGUUUGAGCGAUAAGGCAGAUGUUUUUGUUGUUGCCUCCAAAAACACGCGGAGAGAGGUCAUGGACCAUUAUAACUGUAAUUCUACGAAAGGUAUGGAAUUACAAAGUGUGUCAUUUGUGAAAGUAAGAAAGGAGCCAGAGGGAGCUGACGGUAGAGCGCGUGCUCGUGCAUCGUCUAUGCCUGCGGCACAAUUACAAUCAACUAUCCUCGCUCAGGUUGCAAGUGUACAAGAGGAAUAUGAGUUGGGAGAAUCACACAGUAAUGUUAUGGAUGGUCGUUUUGCAGGGAGGGACUCUGUUGGCAGUGUUGUGCAAGAGAGACCUGAAGAAGAGGGUUCCAGUGCUGCCAAGUUUACACAGAAUGUACAUCAUUCAUCAAAUGUCUUCUCGACAAGACGUUCACUACACGUUCAAGCUGCAAUGAUGGCAUCUGAGAGCAAAUGCGCAAAGGGACAACCAGUGGAGACUAUGGCGGGUGAAACAGAGUGUAUUGUUGAGGCACCAAUGUUUAUUCCAAACCACGAAAAUAUGAUGACACGGUCGCACUGGAGUCGUCGUAUUGCAAAGGAUGAGUUAAUGGUUGGUCUCGUCGGUGCUGGUUACUACACCGCAAUUACAAUGGGAGCUUUCGCUGAUCUGGGCUACUAUAAAGUUAAUUGGACAAUGGCAGAGCAGAUGAGUUGGGGCAAUAACUCUAACUGUGAAUUUUUGAAUAAUAAGUGCGUUAACAGCGGGGAAACAAACUUCCUCAACAUGUUCUGCACAACCAAGAGCGAUGAUAUCCCUGACGCUCCUGCAGGACUACAGUGCACAUCUGAUCGCCAGUCAAUGGGAAGGUGCAGCAGCAUCGAAUCAAAAACAGUUAAGGAUCUUCCGGAGCAUUUCCGAUACUUUUCGGAGAACAAUAAGGUUGGUUCAGAUUCAUCUGAACAUAUGGAUUACUGCCCGUUUAUUACAUCAACAGAAGGUUACAGCUGCAUCAAUGGUGUGCAGAGCCAAAUGCCUGGAAGUGUAAUUGCUAACAACUCACGUUGUGUUGAGGGUAAUGAACUAAAGGCUGCAAAUGCAGCAGUUGGUGCCGUGUGUGUGGAGGUGUCUUGCAAGUUCAACAAGGUAAUUGUGCGGUACAGUGGAAACAAUGAGUGGUACAGUUGUCCUGAAGGAAAAAAUCUAACUGUGAAUGGGAGUGUACUGCAGGGUAAAAUUGUGUGCCCCAAAUACGCUGAUGUGUGCAAUACAAUCAACAAAACUCUGGAUGAAUCGGAAGGUCCAUCAAAAGACCCAGACAUUGUUGAAGAAGUCCAAACAAGUCAACCAGAAGCCGCUGAGGCCACUGGAACCCCCAAACCAACUGAAAGUGCUGCUGGUAACCAGGGAGUGUCUGCACCUGUGGUACAAAAUGAGGCAAGUACGACCACAGAAUCAAAACCCAGUGAAACUAAGGAAGAAAACAAUACCUUAUCUGCGAGUGGGCAGAAUAAUAAAACUACUGCGAAAAAAGGCACUGAUGGUUCUUUUAAAGCAUCUGCUGACGCGAGUGUUAUGUUUGUUUUCUUGACACUCUCUAUGAUAAUGUUGCCAUGA